UUGCCUCGCAGAAAAAACAAACAAACGAGGUAUUUGUCCUAGGGAGGAGAGGGAGGAAGGUUGCGCCGCCUUACAGUGGUACGGCACACCGCCCAUAGCCCGUAGUGACACUUGCGACCUAUGAUAUCACCUGGAGCCUGGACCACAUCUAUGAAGCUCUUACUGCUGUUUCCAUUACUUCUACUCUCGCGGACGGCCUUCGCUGCCGAAGGAGAAACCAGCGACCACGCCAGUGACCAUGCCAGUGACCACGUCAGCGACCACACUAGUGACCACACCAGUCACCACACCAGUCACCACGCCAGUGACCACGACGAGCCCAGCGUGUUUGCCUUGGGCGAGUAUUUCGACUACGAUACCUUCGUCGUCCUGGUCAGCAUCGUCGGUGGCUGCGCCAUCGUGAUCGAGCUCGCGUUGAGCAAGUACGAGCAAUGGCUGAAGAGCGAGGGAGACACGUUUCAGAGCACUCUGUACGAGAAAAUCGUGCGAGAGCUCAUGACACUCGGGGUGGUGAGUUUCGCGCUUUACCUUCUACAUCCGGUGGUGGAGGAGGGGGACCUGUUUCUCGUCUUCGAGUUCUCCCACUACGUGAUUUUCUUCAUCGCCAUCUUCACGGUGCUGCAGCUGGUAAUGCUGGGCGCAUCCACCUAUCCCAUCAAGCGUCGGUGGGAUAUUGCAGCGUACAAAAGCAAGGAGGAGCUCCUGGAGGGCUACAGAGCGAUGAUCGCGCGCACGCACAAGUGGUCGAUCCCCAUGUUCGGGCUCGGUCGCGUGUCGCUCGACGUGUUCCACUGGGGCAGCAACUGGAAGUGGACUGACGCCGUGCAGUACCACCUCGCCCGCUCUGUCUUCAUUAGGCAGCACCGCCAAAACGCGAACUUUGACUUCGCGAGGUACGCGUGCAUGGUGACAGACCGACAGAUUCUCGGCAUGGCCAACGUCUCGCUCGUCAGCUGGCUGGCACUUCUCGUUUUCCGCUGGGUCUCGUACGGUCUGCAAGUAGGGUUGUCUCGCGACGGUGGCACGGUGAGCUUCCGGGCGUGGUUUGUCUUCGGGAUAGUCCUCUGCCUGUUGGAGCUGUCGCUCCUCUUCGCGUGCAUGCUGGGGGUCAGGAGGGUGUGCAUCAAACUGGGAGCCGAUCCCCAGGACCCCGUGAAAACGGUGGAUGCUGUCCUCGAGAGGAUCUGGGUCGCCCCGAUGACCCACGUGCAGCACGCGGCAUCGAUGCACGGGAUCGUGAGGCCAGCACUUGACGAAGGAGCAACGGCCGACACGCCUAGAAAUUCUUGUGCCGUCGACGCCGAUCAAGCGGCGGUGGUUCACGGCAGCGAGGGUAGCGGGGGUUUAGAGGCGGGCGGGAGCGCGGUCCGCUCGACGAUGCCGGACUUUGCAGUGGAGAUGCCAGUGAGAGGGGCGAACAUCCCGGAGAUCACAAUGAGAGAUGCGUUCGUCCUGCCGAUCGGCAAAGCGUACAAGCAGGCCAUCGAGAUUCUGAUGCUGCUGAACUCGUACUACCUGGCGUUCUACGCGGUGUACUUCAUCAGCCGUGCCUCCAAGAGUGACACCGAGUGGGUGUGGAUCAUCGUGCUGCCGCUGCCCAUUCUAGCCGGCGUGCUAAUGGCGUACCGGAGGGUACUCCCGCUGAUCGCGUUGCUUUCGACGAUCGUCAUGAUGCAGCCCACGGACGUGGCAGAUGUGGAACAAGAGGCCGAGGAACUGAACAAGCUUCGCCGCAAGCUGGUGAUGCGGGUGGAAGACGUGCUUGAGCAAGAAUUUAAGGCGAGCUUGCGCCGAGAGCGGCGAGACACGUGCUGAUGGCCAAACUUCGGCGGCUUUUCUGCUCAAGCGUUGGGACGAGGACGACAACGGGCACCUCAGUUACCAAGAACUGCACCAGGGGCUGGAGGAAAUUGGCCUCCUUCUCUCCAGCAAACAACGACGGGAGUUGAUUCGCCUCGCGGACCCGGACAGGAGCGGUGGCGUGGAUAUCAAGGAGCUGACUGAGCUGCUCUACGACGUUGAGGUCGAGAUAGCGGCGGGCCGAAGUGUAGACGAAGAACAGGCCGCGGCGGCAGCGCCAGGACGCAUGGGACUGACCACCAGUUUAAGCACGAAGGUCGGUUUCCGUAGGACAGGCAGCGGAUUGCGUCCCAACGGUUUGUCUGACGGUGGCGUGAAUGACAGGGUGGAGCGUUUGCUGCGCAAGAGGGCGUCCGAGAAGUGGUCGUGAGAAAGGCCGCGACACAGAUGGAGCAACUUUAAUGACGGUGUGUUGACGCUUUACUUUGUGUGGGCAUUUUAUUGGUGAUCGUGGUGGUGUGGCGGUCGUGAUGAAGGAUGAAGGAUGCCGGUUGGCGUCCAAGCGCUAUUACUAUUGGAGGUUUGGCUGCGGCGCGAAAGCGUGUGCGGAGCCUUGCCUGUCGGGGAGGACGGCCGGAAAGAAGUUCGUGAAAGUGUUCCACGACAGAAGCAGACCGGGUGAUGAGAAGGUCUUGCCGGGGGGUGGUGAGAGGUCUCUUGAUGGUGGUGUUGGUGUGACCGGGCGUUGAAUGGGUGUCAAGAGGUUGUUCGUACCACCAGGGCUCGAGGGCUUUGGGAUGGAAGCGGGGGAGAGGGUGGUCGUGAGUGCCAAUUCUGAGUUAUUUUACUCUCUGCAGGGCGAGGCACGGGGGGGGCGCGCGGUAGCGUGGACUGGCAUCAAUGGUACAUGUCCAUGUCCCACAUUUCUGCCAGAUGUUCGUUUUUGGGGGAAUCGAUGGCGGCGUCUACUGAGACUGGGCUUGACUGAUAACUCUAGGGGGAUGCUGUCUUUCUUUGCUAAUAACGUGUACGAUACUUGCACUUGUACGCACUUCUUGAUGGUGUCACCAAAAGCUCCAAGUAGGGGAUGGGACAGCUAAAUAGUGUUGUAGAAGUCACAGUAUUGCAUGCAAGUCCUCAGGAGGCAAAGCAAAGUUACGAGGCGGCGUGAGUCAAGAGCGAGUGCUCCUCUGUUGUCACAAUACCAAAUAUAAUCUUGUUUUAAUAGC
Messenger RNA from Ectocarpus sp. CCAP 1310/34, 3029 nucleotides. The record is from the annotation of a GenBank genome assembly. NCBI's taxonomy places the organism in Eukaryota, Phaeophyceae, Ectocarpales, Ectocarpaceae.